UCUCGGCUUCUGUAGUGUAUAUUCUCAAAUCACUUGUCUCUUUUUUGUUUCUGUUUAACAUACCAUUCUGACAGUUUGGCCAUAUUGCUGUGUUGAACAGCUUGUUGCACCUUCAAUUAAAGUGUUCACUUUUGUACACAUCUUCCUUUAUUCAUUCAGUUGUGGGGAAUGGUUAGUAAGGUUGACUCUGACCUAGGCUAUGUUGAGGUCACAUAUCUACUUUUUAAGUUCAUGCUAUAGUGCAUACAAUUUUAGAGAUAUAGCCUACAUGUGCAUAUGCAUUCUUCUUGGUGUUCUCACAAACAGGUGAAAUAAAUCAGUUUAAAUUUGGCCUAUGGACAUAGCCUGGCCUAUUCUCAGCCAUUACAAAAUCUGUUGUCUGACCAUAAUUUAACUGAUCUGUAUACCACUAUGCUACUAGAUAACAAAAUGCCUGUUUGUUUUAUUUCAUGUGAGAUGUUGAUAAAUGUGAGCUUCAACAAAAUGAUAAGAGCACCUCUCUGAGUGUCACGUUUACAUAAAAAAAAGGUGUGCGUGCACGAGCAUGGUCGCGCACAAAAGUGUCCCGGUUUCAGACUAGGGAAAUCUGGUCACCCUAAUUAGACUUAAAGUAGCCCUUCUAUUAACUACAGAUGAUUUUAGUCGCCUCCUGCUUCAGCUUUUUUAGUGAAGGCAUCACAGCUGACCUGCUUGGACUUCAAACUGUGUCUCCUCCUUUCCAGCAGAGGUCUCAAUCCCCUUGUUACUGAACUGGUCACCUCACCUCCUGUCUAGACAGACAGACAGACACACACACGCACAAACUCUUGUCUUCUACAUCUGAUGGGACAUGAUGCUACUGCAUAACCACUAAAACUACUCUUCAUCUGAAUCCUCCUGCUUCUUAAGUUUGGAGUCUUUCGCAUGUGCAGUUCAUUCGAUGUGAAAGAUUUUUUUCCUCCAAGUUUCACAAAAUGUUUGUAAUUUUUUUUCCACUGAUUUUUAGGAGUGUAAUUCAUUCACUCCAAGAGCUCAGCGUCUUCAGGAAUCAGCAGUGAGUCCAUGAGCUGUGUGUCCAUACACUAAUAUUCAAAAAUGGAGAGCUGUGAUCUGGACACAAAUAAUGUGACCCCACCCUCAGAAAAGUGUAAACUCCAGAGAAAGAGAUCAGACUCAUCAGAACCCAGCUGUGUCUCCAUGAAGAGUGAUCGGUCUAUGGGUCUUCCUUAUACGAACUUUAAAAAUGGAAACCCCUCAUCUGUGCACAGUAAACUCCAGAUGAAGAGAUCAGACUCACCAGAACCCAGCUGUGUCUCCAUGAAGAGUGAUGGGUCUAUGGAUCAUCCUUUGUACUUUAACAGUGGAAACCCCUCAUCUGUCCACAGUGAUUUACAGAAGGCAGGAGACAGAAUAAAAAAGCUCUUCAUCACAGAUACAGGCCUGUCACACAGACACGCCCCAGAAUCUGCUGCUGGAAAUGAAGUCCAGAAAAAGUUCAGAUUAAAUCUGAUGAAGAAGUUUCAGUGUUUAAAUGGAGUGAUAAUAAAGCAGGAAAACCGAGUGCUCCUGAAUGAGAUCUACACAGAGCUCUACAUCACAGAGGGAGACAGUGGAGACAUCAAUAAAGAACAUGAGGUGAGACAGAUCGAGGCAGUGUCCAAGAGAAAAACAACAGAGGAAACACCAAUCAAAUGCAACGACAUCUUUAAGCUCUUAUCUGAAGAAGAUGAACCCAUCAGAACUGUAGUGACAAAGGGAGUGGCUGGUAUUGGAAAAACAGUCUCUGUGCAGAAGUUCAUUGUGGACUGGGCUGAAGGGAAAGCAAAUCAGGACGUCCCCCUCAUAUUUCCACUUCCUUUCAGAGAGCUGAAUCUGAUGAAGGACCAAAAACUGAGUCUGAUGGAGCUCCUUCAUGUCUGUUUCAAGGAAACCAAAGAAACAGAAAUGUCCAGGUUGGAAAAGGUUCUGUUCAUUUUUGAUGGAUUGGACGAGUGUCGUUUCCCUCUGGAUUUCCAGAACACAGUGAGAGUGUGUGAUGUAACUGAAUCAGCAUCGGUGCAUGUGCUGCUGAUAAACCUGAUCAAAGGGAAUCUGCUUCCCUCUGCUCUCAUCUGGAUCACCUCCCGACCAGCAGCAGCUGAUCAAAUCCCCUCUGAGUAUGUCCACCGAGUCACAGAGGUACGAGGGUUCAAUGACCCUCAGAAGGAGGAGUACUUCAGGAAGAGGGUCAAUGAUCAGAGCCUGGCCGAGAACAUCAUCACACACCUGAAGUCAUUAAGAAGCCUCUACAUCAUGUGUCACAUCCCAGUCUUCUGCUGGAUUUCAGCUGCUGUUCUAGAGAGAAUGUUGGGUGAAGCAGAGAGUGGAGAGAUCCCCAAGACUCUGACUCAAAUGUACACACGCUUCCUCAACAUUCAGACAAACAUCAUCAGAGGAAAGUACUCAAAGAAGCAGGAGAGUGAUGAAGAAAUGCUUCUCAAACUGGGAAAACUGGCUUUUGAGCAGCUGGAGAAAGGCAACCUGAUCUUCUAUGAGGAAGACCUGAGAGCGUGUGGCAUUGAUGUGACAGAAGCAGCAGUGUACUCCGGUGUGUGUACGCAGAUCUUCAGAGAGGAGGUUGGGCUUCACCAGAGUAAAGUGUAUUGCUUUGUUCAUCUGAGUGUUCAGGAGCAUCUCGCAGCUCUGUAUGUGCAUCUGACCUUCAUGAAGGAAAAGAGAAAUGUUCUUGAUCAGAGUCGAUCCUUUAAGACAAUUUCAGAUGUACACAGGAGUGCUAUAGAUCAGACCUUAAAAAGUCAGACUGGACAUCUGGAUCUGUUCCUCCGCUUUCUUCUGGGUCUCUCACUGGAGUCCAAUCAGAAACUUUUACAUGCCUUAGUAACACAGACAGGAAGUAGCUCCCAGAGCAAAGAGGAAACAGUUCAGUACAUUAAGAUGAUGAUGAUGAUCAGUGAGAAUCUUUCUGCAGAAAAAUCCAUCAAUCUGUUCCACUGUCUGAAUGAACUGGGUGACAAUUCUCUCGUGAAGGAAAUCCAACGCUACCUGAAAUCUGGAAAACAAAGUGAACUCUCUCCUUCAAUCAAUCAAUCAAUCAAUCAAUCAAUCAAUCAAGUUUAUUUGUACAGCGCUUUUAACAAUAAACAUUGUCGCAAAGCAGCUUUACAGAAUUUGAACGACUUAAAACAUGAGCUAAUUUUAUCCCUAAUCUAUCCCCAAUGAGCAAGCCUGUGGCGACGGUGGCAAGGAAAAACUCCCUCAGACGACAUGAGGAAGAAACCUCGAGAGGAACCAGACUCAAAAGGGAACCCAUCCUCAUUUGGGCAACAACAGACAGCCUGACUAUAAUAUUAACAGUUUUAACAGGUAUAACCCUCAACUGUCCUCAUGGGGCCGUCCUUCACAGGAGUGGGGCGAUAAAACUCCGACCAGACACAGGGCACCAGGAUGGAUCAAGCAGGUCCGAGGGGCAGAAGAGGCCAGCAUCUCAAUCCCAGGAUCAACAUGUAACUCAGAGGGACCACCUUCACAGUGGUCUGCUCUGGCGUUUGUGUUACUGACUUCAGCACAGGAGCUGGAGGAGUUUGACCUGAGUAAAUAUACCAGUACAGAGAAGAUACCAGAUCGGGUUCUUGUGAGGGUGAUGCCUGUGAUUGCAGCAUCCAGAAAAGCAAUGUAAGUAAAGCUGAAUAUAACUGUUUGCAGAGCUCUCUUAGGUGUGGGUGGAGCACAGAGGACAGCAGGACAAAGCUUCAGGUAAGAAUAGGCUUUUAUUGCCAGACUUUUCAGUAUAACAACAGUUCUAUUCUGGUAAAUACACACACGCUGUGUUCUUGUCCCAGGAAGAGCUCUCCUCUGCUCUCCCUCUGCCUCCUUAAAUAGGGCGCGGUUACUGGGAAGACACACAAACACACAGGUUAAUUACCGUCAGGUGUAGUGAUUCUGCCACACACCUUCCCUGGCUCCGCCCUCCUGUCACAGACCAGCGCUUGACCACGCCCCCGCUGCCACAUACCCCACCGCCCGACUCAGGCCGGGCGGCCGUCCGGCCCGCAGCCGACCCCCCCCCCCCCCCCUUGACGGGAGAGGAAGUCUGCCACGACCAUCUGCGCCCCCGGCCUGUGGACCACCUUGAAAUUGAAGGGUUGGAGUGCCAGAUACCAACGAGUGAUCCGCGCGUUGGCAUCUUUCAUGCGGUGGAGCCACUGGAGGGGCGCGUGGUCCGAACAGAGGGUGAAAGGGCGCCCCAGCAGGUAGUAACGGAGGGCGAGGACCGCCCACUUGAUCACCAGGCAUUCUUUCUCAAUCGUGCUGUAGCGCCCCUCACGCACCGACAGCUUCCUGCUAAAGUACAGGAUGGGGCUGUCCUCCCCCUCCACCUCCUGGGACAACACCGCCCCCAGCCCUCUGUCCGACGCGUCGGUCUGCAACACAAAAGGGAGAGAAAAGUCAGGGGAGUGUAAUAGUGGCCCCCCACACAGUGCAGCCUUUACCUCAGAGAAAGCCCGCUGGCACUGCUCCGUCCACUGGACCGGAUCUGGCGCCCCCUUUUUAGUGAGGUCAGUCAGUGGGCUGGUGACGUCCGAAUAAUUAGGUAUAAACCUACGAUAGUAGCCAGCCAGCCCCAGGAACUGUCUCACCCCCUUUUUGGUCUUGGGCCUCGGGCAGGCCGCAAUCGCUGCUGUCUUAUUAAUUUGGGGACGCACCUGCCCGUUGCCCAAGUGGAAGCCCAGAUACCGUACUUCCACCCGCCCAAUCGCACACUUCUUCGGGUUGGCAGUGAGCCCCGCCCGCCUCAGCGACCUAAGGACGGCCCUCAGGUGUUGCAAGUGUUGCUGCCAGUCAUUACUAUAAAUGAUAACAUCAUCAAGAUAUGCGGCCGCAUAGGUGGCGUGGGGCCGGAGGACCCUGUCCAUCAGCUGCUGAAACGUAGCGGGCGCCCCAAACAGCCCAAAAGGAAGUGUGACAAAUUGGUGUAAGCUGAACGGUGUGGAAAAGGCCAUUUUCUCCCGGGAUAAUGGAGUCAAGGGGAUCUGCCAAUAUCCCUUCGUCAAAUCCAGUGUCGAGUAAAAGCGAGCCAUGCCUAGUCGAUCGAGCAGCUCGUCAAUACGAGGCAUUGGGUACGCGUCGAAUUUAGACACCGCGUUGACUUUUCUAUAGUCCACACAGAACUGGACCGACCCGUCGGCCUUGGGUACCAAGACCACCGGGCUGCUCCAGUCACUGUGGGACUCCUCGACGAUGCCCAUUUCGAGCAUGGUCUGAAGUUCUUCCCGAACCACCUUUUUUUUGUGUUCGGGUAGCCUGUAAGGGUGGCUACGCACUACCACCCCCGGGGGCGUCUCUGUGGUGUUCUAUGAGGUUAGUGCGACCGGGCAGGGGCGAGAACACAACCGAAAACUCGGCCUGCAACUGGGCGACCUCUGUGAGUUGGGUCGGGGAGAGGUGGUCACCACAGGGGACCGGAGAGGGACGUGAUGCCAAUGUCCCUUUUUGAACCUCCGGCCCCAGCUCCGCCUUCUCCGGAACUACCGACACCAAUGCCACGGGGACCUCCUCGUUCCAGAGUUUAAGCAGAUUGAGGUGGUAGAUCUGUAGCGCCCCCCCCCCCCGUCCGUUCGCCUCACCUCAUAGUCGAUGUCCCCGACUCGCCGUGUGACCUCAAAGGGUCCUUGCCACUUGGCGAUUAAUUUGGAGCUCGACGUGGGCAACAGUAUGAGUACCUUAUCUCCCGGAGUGAACUCUCUAAGGCGCGUGCCCUUGUUGUACAGGCGGGCUUGCCGUUCCUGGGCCUGCCGCAAAUUCUCUUGAGUUAGGUGGGUGAGCGUGUGGAGUUUUGCGCGCAGGUCCAUAACGUACUGAAUUUCAUUUUUACUCUGUGAAGGUCCCUCCUCCCAAUUUUCUCGCAGCACAUCUAAAAUGCCGCGCGGCUUACGCCCGUAUAACAGUUCAAAUGGGGAGAACCCCGUGGAGGCUUGGGGGACCUCUCGCACUGCAAAUAACAAGGGUUUGAGCCAUUUAUCCCUGUUACGUGCGUCCUCACUUACGAAUUUUUUGAUUAUAUUCUUGAGGGUGCGAUUGAACCGUUCAACUAAACUGUCCGUUUGUGGGUGAUAAAUGCUGGUACGGAUCGGCUUGAUACCUAAUAGCCCAUACAGUUCGCUCAGUGUUCGUGACAUAAACAGGGAUGUGAUUUUUCCGCGAAUUCGCGGAAUUCCGCUUUUUUCACCUCAUUAUCUCAUCUCAUUAUCUCUAGCCGCUUUAUCCUUCUACAGGGUUGCAGGCAAGCUGGAGCCUAUCCCAGCUGACUACGGGCGAAAGGUGGGGUACACCCUGGACAAGUCGCCAGGUCAUCACAGGGCUGACACAUAGACACAGACAACCAUUCACACUCACAUUCACACCUACGGUCAAUUUAGAGUCACCAGUUAACUUAACCUGCAUGUCUUUGGACUGGGGGAAACCGGAGCACCCGGAGGAAACCCACGCGGACACGGGGAGAACAUGCAAACUCCACACAGAAAGGCCCUCGCCGGCCCCGGGGCUCGAACCCAGGACCUUCUUGCUGUGAGGCGACAGCGCUAACCACUACACCACCGUGCCGCCCUUUUUUUCACCUCAAAACUUGAAAAUUUUUUUUUCUGAUUUUUCCCUCAUCCACAUUCGUAUCCUAUUCGUUCCGACUUUGUUUGAAAGAUGGCAGCCUCAGAUUUGCAUCUUUACGC
Molecule: messenger RNA, 6701 nt
Organism: Neoarius graeffei (lesser salmon catfish)
Lineage: Eukaryota; Metazoa; Chordata; Actinopteri; Siluriformes; Ariidae
Product: ribonuclease inhibitor-like
Exons: 5
Coding region: 1075-3198 (707 amino acids)
Molecular function (GO): protein binding
Source: RefSeq, a predicted model, not a curated record